UGGGGACAACAACUGACGCAGAUAUUGGUAUUUCGGUUGCGGCAGCGAUUUACAAUACACGUAUACAUUUUCAAAGCGUAAACCGUUGGAUUGUUCUAAUAAUGCAAUCAUAACAUUCGUUUUACCACAACCUGAUCUACCUACAAUGAUGCCACGUUUGCAACCACCCUGUAACAGGCUACUGUGUUUUGAAACACGUUUAUCUCUCGAACACGCGUCGUAAUUUUUUAUAGGUAGUGCCGUUUCUUGCGGUUUGAAGCGUAUGGAGGCCAUUGCUCUACUGGAAGUGUAUAAAACACUGAAACCUACUAUAUAAGUCCGUAUAUGCUUAGGAGCUCAGUAGUUGCCUGUCAACCAGCGAGCAUGAACUUUCACUCUAACGUUAAGAAAAGAAGAAUAGCGUCUAAAACGGGGAAAGGUCUUAUUAACAAUUUAAUAAAUAACCUGCCAGUUGAAUUGCAUCUGCCCGGAUACCAAUUUUGCGGACCUGGCACUCGUCUAAGCAAGCGAUUGGCUCGCGGUGAUCGAGGUAUAAAUCCGUUAGACGAAGCGUGCAGAGAUCACGAUAUAGCAUAUUCAAGGUCUAGCAAUAUUAGUGACCGCCACGAGGCCGAUAAAAAUUUACAAAAAGCUGCGUGGGAGAGGUUUCGUUCGAGAAACGCCACUUUUGGCGAAAAAGCAGCCGCCCUUACCGUUGCAGGCAUUAUGAAAGGUAAAAGAACGUUGGGCAUGGGUACGCGACGACGUACCAUCAAAAAAAGAAGAAGAAACACAGCAACAAUUUCGUUUAACAAAGGCGUUCAACUAGCUAGAAAGUAUACUGGUGGUAACGUUCACUACGAUCUGAAUACAACUGUUCGACGAGCUGUUAACGCGUUAAAGAAGAAAAAGGUCAAACCGCCAAAACAGCGCAUUUUACCCAUACCUAAGACUGGCGGAUUCAUACCGUUAAUUCCAUUGUUUGCUGCACUGGGAGCCGCUGGUUCGUUAGGAGGAGCGGCGGCUAUUGCUAGAGCAGUAAAUGGCGCGAGGAAUGCCGCCAAACAAUUGGAGGAGAGCAAACGUCAUAAUGAAGUGAUGGAGGCCGCCGCGAUAGGAAAAGGUUUAUACUUAAAACCGUACAAGACAGGAUUAGGCCUUUAUUUAAACCCCUAUCAAAAAAACUUCCAGUGA
This is a messenger RNA of Photinus pyralis (common eastern firefly), 1173 nucleotides long. RefSeq lists its product as uncharacterized. Gene Ontology annotation, biological process: phospholipid metabolic process; arachidonate secretion. The record is from RefSeq and is a predicted model, not a curated record. Lineage: Eukaryota; Metazoa; Arthropoda; Insecta; Coleoptera; Lampyridae. The transcript has a single exon. The coding region runs from base 325 to 1173 and encodes 282 amino acids. Gene Ontology annotation, molecular function: structural molecule activity; A2-type glycerophospholipase activity.